UUUCUCGAACGCGAAAACGGUGGUGUGGUUCGCAUUCAGCCGGGCAGAAGCAUCCACCGGCUCUAUCCCCAAAGAUGACAUGGUUCCAACGAUUGAAUUCUUGAUCACAACAGUUUCGCAACUUCUCGCAAAGCCUGGUAGGAGUCACUGCACUAAAGUUUGAGCACUGUUUCUUUGAUACUAUAGCACUCAGCGCUCAGUGGCACAAGCAGCAGACGACUGGUGCCCUGUCUUGAAAUAAAAUGCAGUGAUUCUGAAAGAGUUUUCGUCUGCUGUCAGGAGGUCACAUUGACAACUGGUGUUCCAGGAUAGAUGAUUCCUACUACAGAUGUUGAUAUGAGCUGAGAUGAGGAUAUUUUCUAGAAUUGAUUAACCCCUGGACACUCCCUCUUCGAAACCUUGACCGGGCGUGUUGUACUAUAGCAACAGAACAAGAUCAAAGCCAAACCCUCAGCUCCGCCGCUGCCUCCUCCACACUUGAGUAGCUUAUGAAUAUUCCCGGUAAUAUCUCACCAAGACAAAUACGAUAGAAAGACGCUGGUUAUUCUUUGAUUAUUACUCCCUUUGGAAGUUCCUAUUGUAAUAGUUUUUCUGUUAAUUUUGUUUCAAAAAUGUAUAUUUAGAGUUUAUAUGCACAUAAAAAUAAAUUGCCGAAUAUUUUAUCAUGCAUCUAAUAUUAUUUUGUUGAUAUAAUAUGGAAUAUAUAUAUAAUUUUAGGAAAGAUUAGACCAAACACAAAACCUCCGUCUGGUAAAUGUACGGAGCACUGUCGGAGAAAUCUCCAUUCUGAUUGGUUCAGGGCAUCAGGUGGUGCGAUGCUGAAAUGGGAGGAGCUGACCCGGUGAAGUCGAACACGUGAAUUCUACAGUUUCUAAUUGCGAUGGGGUGAUAAUUAAAGACAAUAAUGGAAAGCAUUUUAGGUCAAAGCGUGAAUUUCAACAUAAUUUUGCUUCAUAAGAACAUGAAAUGUCAGUGACUUAACACUUCCAUCAAAUAAGUACAGAAAUUUACAAAUGCAAUGCAAUUGAACCACCAAUACAAAACCCAUUGCAGAGAGGUGACCAAGGCACAUGUCCAAACCAUUUUGCCCAAUUUUUCUAUCAUAUCUCGCAAAGGACUCGUUGGGCCAAAUCCUUAGAUGACUCUGCUGAUAUUGACCAUUCAGCCUGGCUUUCUUCACCAUUCCAACUGUUUGAAUUGAGUGAAUUAUUAAAAGGGCUGAAUGGAUCCGCAGAAGGGCAGCCUCAGCCAGAUCCAACACCAUCUCCUAAAUUCAAGUGUGGCAGCAACUACAACAACAUCCAGAAUGGCAGUAGUGGUGUCAUUAUGGUCAACAGCUCUGAACUUGUGCAUCUCAUUUCACGGCGACCCAAUGUGAGUGCAAUCGUGAACUCGUCCAUUGAAGCAAGUUCAAACUCGACGAACAACUCAAGCAAGCUUUCGGAGAGUAUCUGUGUGGUAGUGAUGUUCUUUGCCACAUCCUGUCGAUUUUCAGCAGCCACAGCUCCUCAUUAUAAUGCCUUUGGGAGAGCGAUGAGUGGAUUAGAUGUCCUGGCAUUUGAUAUCAAUCAAGCAAAUGGGGUAAAUUCAAGGUAUGGGAUAGUAGCGGUCCCAAGCAUCGUAUUGUUCCACAAUGGCAAGCUAGCGGCAAGGUUUAAUGAGAGCCAAAGAACACUUGAGAGCAUGAUGAACUUUGUACACAACUUGACCGGUUUACCAGUGAACAACUCUGCACAAGUCUCGGAAGAAGACCAAGAAGGACCUGUUCCUACCACAGCAGUUAUAGGUCCAGAUUACUUCCUCUGGUUUUCAAACACAUUCUUGCUCCUAUGUGGACUAAGCUUCUUACAACAGAAAGUUGGAGCAGCAGUCAGAGCUAAGAUCACUGCAAUUCAGGAUUACAUUAUCCAGGUCUGGAGGACGGGAGAGUUCUAUGAGCAGGUGGGUAUAGCAGACAACGACCAAGAGCCAAUGAACAAUGAUGCUGCCGAGAUUAGGUGAUGAAUGUCCUCAGUGCUUGGAGGACAGUUCAGCCUGAGAGCUUUAGCCAUCUGUGUUCUCAAGAGGAUGGCAUAUUUAACAAAGAUGAAGUGCUAUGGUGCAAUGAUGCUUCUGAGAUCAGAAGAUGAAUGUCUUCAGUGCUCUAAGGACAGUUCAACCUGAGAUCUUUAGCCAUCAUUUUUGUCAGCAGGAUGGGAAAUUUGGCAAAGAUGAAGUGCCAGUGUACAGUGAUUCUUCUGAGAUCAGAUGAUGAUUGUCCUCAUUGCUAUGUGGACAUUUCAACCUGAGAUCCGUAGCCAUCAUUUUUGUCAACAGAAUGGGAAAGUUGGCAAAGAUGAAGUGCCAGUGUACAGUGAUUCUUCUGAGAUCAGAUGGUGAUUGUCUUCAUUGCUAUGUGGACAUUUCAACCUAAGAUCCGUAGCCAUCCAACUUUUUAACAAGAUGGCAGAGUUGACAAAGAUGAAGUGCCAGUGUACAAUGACGUUGCUGAGAGUGGGUUACGAGUGUCUUCAGUCCUAUGUGGACAGUUCUACCUGAGAUCCUUAGCCAUCCAAUUUGUAAACAGGAUGGCAUAGUUGCCAGUGUACUAUGAUGCUUCUGAGAUCAGAUAAUGAUCUCCCGACUAUGUGGAGAUAUCAACUUUGGAUCCUUGCCCAUAUGCUUGUACAAGCAGAGUGGCACUGAUAAUUCUAGCAAAUGAAAUAUGUUUCUUGUAAAAUCCAAAACCCAUAACUAUAACAGCAUGGCCAUUCUGAAUUGUGAUGUAGUAGAAGUCCUUGUUUAGAUAUUAUAGUGCUUUGAAAUGGUGCAAACUGUCAACAGCGAAAAAUGUUGUUUUAUUUUUUUUUUCGUCAAGCAUAUUUAGGAGGCUGCCUGGCACGAAAGAAAACAAUGAAAAAAAAGUAUUUUUGCAGAUCCAUGUUGAUGAACUUAAUCUCUUGGACAUUCGGGGAGUUAAUCUGUGUCAAUGUCACCUAUCAUGUUUUGGGGUUUAAAGGGGUACUUCAGGCUGAAAAUAUUUAUAUCUAAAUAAAUAUAGUAAAUUCACAGAGCAAAAUGCUGACAAUUUCAUCAAAAUCAGAUAACAAAUAACAAAGUUAUUGAAUUUUUAAGUUUAACAAUAUUUUUUGAAAAUAGUUAUAUUCACGUCUUUAUGAAUAUUCAUUAGGUGGGCUGUUGAUGUCACAUCCCCACUUUCCUCUUAUGUUAUUACAUGAAAUUUGUCAUACAUGCGUGAAUAAUGUGUCUCCUCUAUCAUGAAAUAAGUUGCAGCAAUAAAUAUCUAAUGCACUAAAUCAGUUGUCAAUCCAAUUUUCAGUUCUUGGUAGAAAAAAAAUGAAUAAACCUAAUUUCACACAAUGAAAUACGAAAGAACAAGUGGGGAUAUGACAUCAUCUAAUUGCUCAUUGAAUAUUCAUGAAGACAUGCCUAGAUCUGUUUCACCGGGAUAAUGCAAAUCUUUAAAAUGCUAUAACUUUGUUAUUCCUAGUCUGAUUUUGAUCAAACUUUCAGUGUUUUGUUGGUCUGAUUUUUCUUUAUCUAUUCAAAUCAUUUUAUUCUCAGCCCGGAGCAUCCCUUUAAUAACAUUUAUCAUUAAUACAUGUAGCAAAUAACCCUCUGAUUUCUUUUUUGUAGAUAUACUGUAUGUUUAUAAAUGUGAGAAAGUGCAAUUUGAUUUCAUUUUGAAAAGUGAUUGUUUUACAUGCCAUCCAAAAUGUCAUUUUCAAUGUGUGCAAUCUAAUUUUUUUUCUUUUUUGGUAGGGGGUCUUAAUUAUUUUGAGCAAAUUUAUUUUAACUUGUUUCAUGAUUAAAGAAUUUUAUCAAAUACAUAAGACAUCAGACUCAUACAUGUACAGUGAAGAUUAAUUGAAGUUACCAAGAUAGUAAGUCUUGGUGUAACAGGUCACUGGAGUGAUGAAUAAAAUAGUUUUCUCCACCAUGAAAAAUAAUGUAUGAGAAAAUAACCUAGCACAAGCACACACAGUUGAUUUUAAAAUGUACAUUUCCUGUCUCUCUCAGUUUGAUCAAACUAAGCCUAGAGUCCCCAGUUUUCUGUUAUACGGAAGAGGGGAAAAAGUCAUGGAAUACCAUGGAAAAUACAACUUUUAGGCCCCUCCAAGUUGAUUUUAAUAUGAAAAAUACUUCGAAAUCAAUCAUGACAAUCAUAGCAGAAUCCAAUAAAAGAAAACCAAGCAUCAGUGGAAAAUCUGCCAAUCAAACCGUGUUAGUUAUGUGUUCAUCAAGCUCUUAUCGUACUGCAGUGCAUGUAUAUUUAUUUGAACUUAGUUUUUCUUAGAUUUUCAUUCUUAUUAAUUGUUUUAUACAAAUGACCAAAGAAAGUGGAAUAUAGUAAUUAGAACACGGAAGAACAUGGUAUUUUUUAUUUUACAAAAUAAAAAUCUUGAGACUGUUAGUUAAGUAGACCAUGAUUUAUUUAUAUCAAACUUCAGAAUAUUGGCCAUAGGAAAUGAAACAUGAAAGCAUUGGAUGAAGAUAUUAAAGUUCAGUUACCCCUCCUGGGGUGCCAGGAUACUCAAGUGCACUAUGGAAAUGACCUCUUGAUUUCAAAUGUUACUUGUAUAUUUAAUAAUAUCUGGGUCCCGUGAAAGAAAGGUUAGGGAUUAAUCGUAUGCUUGAUUUCUACCAUUGAUAUGUACAUUGUAGUCGAUGGAAUCAAUUGUAGAAAAAUGCUCUAUAAUUGCUAAGCUUUGUUUUACGGGCCACUAAUGUUUAUUUUUAUUUGUAAUUCAUGUUCAAUUCAGUACAAUUCUGCAAGACAAUAUGUUUAAUGAAAUCCAUUUACCUAUCUAUCCAUCUAUUCUAUCUAUCUAUUUAUCUAUCUAUCUAUUAAUCUAUAACAUUGUUAGAUUGGACCAAUUUGCUAUAAUUCAGUGAUGGAGUAAGACACAGCUAAUUGUUCCAUUGUUCAUCACCCCCCUUGACUUGGAGGUUAGAACAAGUUCAAUGUAUUGUGUCUAUUCUAAUGUUGUUUCAGCACUUCCUUCUUGUUCUGUGCCUUUUAAUAACUUUGUACUGAAUAUUUCCCAAUAAACAAACUCACAUGAAUGAAGUAUAUGAACUCUUUACCACCUUUUCUAUUAGUCUUGUUGUCAAUUCUCUUUGCUAAAUUGAUGUUGGACACUUUCCACUAAUCAAAGUCACGUGAAUAAAGUCAAUCAACUCUUUA
This is a messenger RNA of Lytechinus pictus (painted urchin), 5188 nucleotides long. RefSeq names its product thioredoxin domain-containing protein 15-like. The record is from RefSeq and is a predicted model, not a curated record. Gene Ontology annotation, biological process: cilium assembly. Lineage: Eukaryota; Metazoa; Echinodermata; Echinoidea; Temnopleuroida; Toxopneustidae. Bases 1327 to 2001 code for a protein of 224 amino acids. The transcript has 4 exons. Gene Ontology annotation, cellular component: cilium.